AUGUGCUUUUUGCCACUUGCUUCAUCAGUAGGAACAAUUGCAAAGAAAACAAAGUUGUGUGGCGAUGAAGCUUGUUCAGAGAAGUUAUUCGAAGGAAAGUUUCAUCGCUCAUCGUUAGCUACUCACGAGUCAUUCCUAUCGCCUAAUGAAAAUGAUAUUGUCAGCGUCUAUGCAAUUAAAUUCAGUGAUCGGACGGAUUUAAUGGAAGGCGCUCUUGUCCGUGAACCGGCAAGGAAAGGAAAUUUUUUCUCGAUGCAUAUUAAUCUCGACGACUACGUAGAAUUCUUAAAAAAUGCGGUUGUGUCCAAUAAAACAAUGUUUAUGAUCAGUAGAGAUCCGCGCGAUCAUCCUUCUCACAGAUUAGUCGGUAUCAAAGCAGCUCUACCAGAAUUAAUUAAAGAUUAUGAAGUGAAUGCCAAACGUCUUUCUGUUGAAAGACAGUUACCAGCAGAGCAAAUCGAUUACGCUUCAUUGGGAUACUUUCCCGACGCCCAAGGACACGGACAUUCACACAGCCAUUCACACGGUCAUAGACAUUCUCAUGAUCACGAACUUCAUCAUCAUGAACAUUAUCAUGGUCGUAACAUGCAUGCAGAUUCGCACGAGCAUAUCCGAACUGUGCAGCAUACACAUCAAUCUUCUGAAGCAACAGCAGUUUCAUCACUUCCCGCAGUUAAUGUCCCAAAAAAUGAACCGCAGGUGACACCUGAUGGGACGAUCGCUUCAGUCCAAAAACAAAAGAUAUCUCUUCUCGACUCUGAAUUCAAUGUCGUGCCAGAGAUUCCUGUACAACAAAAUAUAAUGCACGGAUCUGGUACUCCUGUCUUGCUGCCAGACGUGGAAUCAUCAAAUGUCAUUCCCAAUCUUCCUGAAACAGUAGUGCCUGGGCUUCCUUCAGAUGUAAAAGGAUCGUCAGCUACGCUGAAAAAUUUGCUUCCAUCUGAUAUUAGUUUUGCAGAGGAUGGUAAUCUUCCACAGACCGAUUCAUCGGAGAAAAAAAUAUCUGCAAGCAUUAUGAACGCGCAGUUGUUGUCCACCGAAUCACUUCAGCCAGUAUCCGUACAGCAGAUUAACAUCAAACCUCCUCAUCCGAAAGCUACGACUACUUCAGUUGGAGUUCUUGAAUCCACUCUCCCUCCCACUGUAUCACAAAUCAAUUUCUCUCUCCCUUCAGUUAAUCCAUCCUUACCAAAUGUUCCUUUUGAAGCCGAUGGCUCUAUACCAACCCCUCCCCCUCCUUCGGUAGCAAUGGUGUCAGAUGGAAUGCCACCAACAUCAUUAGAAUCUGUGCAUCCAGAUUCUGUGUACGUAUCUUCACCAUCAUCCCCUCCUCCAACAAAACACCAUAUUAUUGAAUCGGAGACAUCAUCUCCAAGUGGCACUGCAGCAAUCCUCGCAAAUCACGACGUUACGCCUAUGUCAACUUAUGCUGAACCAACAAUCGCCACCUUUCCUGCUCAACAGUUUGAUCCGGUUACAGUAUCAUCUGAGUUCGGUUCUGCAGUGAAAAUGGAGCAAAAGCUGGGAUCAUGGGAAAAAAGUACAGAAACAACGACAAUUAACUAUCAGCUUGAUUCACCAUCGUUUUCAUCUGUUUCCAUAAGUUCAUCAGUGACUGCAGAUAUCUCACAUUAUGAGCAGGAAGCACAAAGAAAUUCUAAUACAGAAAUAGAAACCGAGCGAAGAAGUGUCGAUGGACCUGUACAGACAGAGGAAGAAGUGAAGACAGAUAUUAUAGAAGAAGAUGGAUUAGGUUACUGCGUGAAAGGUGAAUGUGACAAGGUUUAUAAGACUGCUAUAAAUGAUGAAAAGUCAAAGAUGGAAUAUUUAUUUGUGAUUGGCAAGUGGAUCAGCAAAUUGAUUGGUAUUGUACGUUAUAUAUUACCAUCAUCAUUAAGUAAUAUUGACGAUGCAGGAGUUUUGGUAACAAUUUUCGUUCCCCUUUGUUUGUUGAUUCAUUUGCUACGGAUGCUAGUUUUUCCGGAUACUUCUGACAAGGAUAAUUUUGAUCGAAGAAUACUACAUAAUGCAUUUACAACCAUUAGACAACGUGAAGUUCAGAUAAAGUUGCUGCAUGCUGAAAUAGAGAAAGGAAGAAAUGCAUGGAAUACCGAAAUGGACGAGAAAUUCAGAAAUUUGCAGUUGGAAAUGAGUCAAUUGAAAACUAAGUGUCAUAUGCUUGAGGAAGAAAAUGAUAAUCUGAAAAUAGAAACGGAUGAAACGAGUCAAAUGAUUGGAAGGGAACGUUUGAAAUGCAAGGAUUUAACAGAACAAAAUAAAAAUCUUGAGGAGAAAAACGAGUUGUUAAUGAAACAAUCAUCCGAAUUACAUACCACCAUGGAAGUAUUGCAUGAAGAGAAUGAACGUUUGGUUAGUGAAGCUACCAAAAAAAAUGCACAUUUAAUGCGUCUUGAGUCGGAAGCAAAUUCAUAUUCUCUCGAAAUCAAAAAUUUAAAAGAUCAAUUGAAAACGUCCUUAUCAGAAAGCAAAAUGCUACGCAAACGGGUGGAAGAACUCCAAAAUGAAAUUGUUCAAUUGUCGGAAAUUAUAAAUGAAAUACGUAAUUCGGAAAAUGUUGAGCAGGACGGAUUAUCAGCUGCUGAGGUAGAAAAUGGUGGACAAGCACAAGAAAAUGUAAAUGGUGAAAGCGGUUGGUCAGAUUUUGAUGAAUUUGAUGUAGACAAUCCAACGACAGCGCAAGUACCAGAAAAACCGAAAAAAGAUCAUACUGUUACACGGAUUUCACCUGCUGAAAUUAUCGAAGUUGCAAAACUCAGAGUACAGUUAAAGACUGUUGAAGCAGAUUUGGAUCAGGCGAAAUUGACACUGCAAAAGGAGUUAAAUGAGCGGGAUCAUUUGAUGCGUAAAGUUGAAUUUGCCGAAACAGAAGCGGCGAAACGACUGAAGGAAGUGGAAGCAAAGGAGGCUGAAAGGAUUGAAGCGCAGAAUCAAUUCAAAAGAAUUCUAGGAAUGGUCGAAGAACGAGAAGCAAAAUUACGAAGUGCAGAAGACCUAACAGAAAGGCUCCGUAAUGAGGUGAUGAAAUGGCAAGAAGAAGUAAGACGACUGGAAGAUCAAAAAAAAGCAGUGGAAUUUAAAUUAUUGGAAACUGAUCAAGAAUUAAAACGUUUAAAGGCAGAAUAUGCUAAGUUGGAAACACGUACUUUCCAUGAAAUACGUCAAUGUAAGCAAACGAUAGCAGUUUUGCAACAGCAGUCACAGGAGCAAAUACAUCUGUCAAAUCCAACAUCAAAUAUGCUUGAUAAUGCUAAUGUAUUGAAUAUCUCGGCAUCAUCAUCAGAUCGUGAUUAUGGUGCAUCACUCAGCGGUGGUGGUCUAGUUGCACCACCAUUAUUAUCCCAUAUACGACCUUUAUGGGAUGACGAGCCACCUGAGAUUUUUUCUCAUGGUGAAUCAUCGCUGUUAAAAAAGAUAGACCCUUUACUAGAUGGUGCGACAGUAGAAAAUAGUAAUAUGAGCCAUAACCGAGGAUCAAAGCAACGACGAAGUAUUAGGGAGCAAGAACAAAAUAUUGGUGUAAAGGUGGAUGGUGCACAGUCACGCCAUAAGAAGGAAAGUAGGAGGAUGCGUUCGCGCUCUCAUGGUCGACAUCCGUUUCAUACGGAUUAUUUUCCAAUGUUAAAUAUGCCUGGAUAUCCAGAAUCUUCUGUAGAUUUUUGUGCAGGCACAAUUCUCAACAAGCAAAAUAGCAAAAGUGGUAUUUUGUACUAUUCCUCCGGUGGUUCAAAUGAUGGUCGUUCUCCUCCUCCAGAAAUGGCACUGCUUUCAGGCAUCCCACCUCCGGGCCCAAUGAUUAAAAAACCAACGCCACGACCAAAAAGUACUACCGAACCAUUGGAAAGGCGCUAA
Brugia pahangi is the source of this 3870-nucleotide messenger RNA. Lineage: Eukaryota; Metazoa; Nematoda; Chromadorea; Rhabditida; Onchocercidae. The record is from the annotation of a GenBank genome assembly.